This is a messenger RNA of Branchiostoma belcheri (Belcher's lancelet), 1880 nucleotides long. Its product is annotated as growth arrest-specific protein 8-like. Lineage: Eukaryota; Metazoa; Chordata; Leptocardii; Amphioxiformes; Branchiostomatidae. Bases 95 to 1555 code for a protein of 486 amino acids. Gene Ontology annotation, cellular component: motile cilium; Golgi apparatus; microtubule. Gene Ontology annotation, molecular function: microtubule binding; small GTPase binding. Gene Ontology annotation, biological process: cell motility. The transcript has 9 exons. The record is from RefSeq and is a predicted model, not a curated record.
GUUGCCAACACAAAGUCGUUUACGUCACGCAGAAGGUCCUGCGUGUUUGGUGCAGUAGAUUUGCUGUUACUGUCACGCCGCAAAACACGCCAAAAUGCCGCCCAAGAAGAAGAAGGGAAAGAAGAAGUCGGGCAAGAAGAAGUCCGCCAAGGCCAAGACCCCAACCGUUGUAGAUGGGAUCUCUACAGAGGAGAUGACCAAAGAACAGCUUGAGGAACACAUAGUGAGAUUACGAGAGGAGUUAGACCGAGAACGUGAGGAGAGAAACUACUUCCAGCUGGAGCGAGACAAAGUCAACACCUUCUGGGAGAUCACCAAGAGACAGUUUGAGGAGAAUAAGGCAGAGCUGAGGAACAAGGACAGGGAGAUGGAGGAUGCAGAGGAGAGACAUCAAGUGGAGAUCAAGGUUUACAAACAGAAGGUGAAGCAUCUCCUGUACGAACACCAGAACAACAUCUCCGAGCUGAAGGCAGAGAGCGCCGUGGCACUGAAGCUGGCUCAGGAUGAUCACCGUGGCAACGAGGGAGAUCUGCGCUCGGAAAAACGGUCUCUGAAGGUGGAGCUAAAGGAACAGGAGCUUGCACAUGAAGACAUCAUCAAGAACCUGAAAAUUAAACAUGACGAGGCCAUCACAGAACUAAGGCAAGAUUUCGAGCGGGAGGCUCGGGAGAUCGAGGCCAAGUAUGAGAAGAAGAUGCGGAUGUUACGAGAGGAGCUGGAACUCAGGAGAAAAACAGAGAUUCACGAGAUUGAGGAGAGGAAGAACGGACAAAUCAACACGCUCAUGAAGAACCAUGAGAAGGCCUUCAGUGAUAUCAAGAACUACUACAACGAUAUCACCCUCAACAACUUGGCUCUCAUUAACUCACUCAAGGAGCAAGUUGAGGAGAUGAAGAAGAAGGAAGAGCGAAUGGAGAAACAGAUGAAUGAAAUCAUGGCAGAGAACAAGCGACUCACAGAGCCCCUGCAGAGAGCACGGGAUGAAGUGGAAGACCUGCGCAAACAACUGGCCAACUAUGACAAAGACAAGGCUUCACUUGCAAGUGCCAAGGCCAGACUGAGAGUCAUGGAUGAAGAGAUGAAGGCACUAGAAUGGGAACAUGAAGUGCUGAAGCAAAGAUUUGCAAAGGUUGAGGGAGAGCGGGAUGAGCUGUAUGGGAAGUUUGUGAAGGCCAUCCACGAGGUUCAGCAGAAGUCCAACUUCAAGAACCUGCUGUUGGAGAAGAAGCUGGGUGCCCUGGCUGACACCCUGGAGAAGAAGGAGGCACAGCUGAACGAGGUUCUGUCUGCGUCCAACCUGGACCCCACUGCUCUGACCGUAGUGACCAGGAAACUGGAGGACGUUCUGGACUCCAAGAACAGCGCCAUCAAGGAUCUGCAGUACGAGUUGGCACGCGUCUGCAAGGCUCACAAUGAUCUGUUGCGAACAUAUGAGGCCAAGCUACGAGCGUUCGGAGUCCCAACAGAAGAGCUUGGGUUCAAACCACUGGAGAGUACAGUAGGGGGGCAAGCCUUGGGACAGGGGCCGGCUGGGCUGGUCGCUGCACCCACAUGAUUCAGGGCUGAACCAUUGUAUUCUAGUGUGGGUUGGGAAUUGCAAAACAUUUCAUUUGUGGAUAAAGGAUUCUAAGUAUAAAACCAAUAUGAGCAAUUGUUUUGAAUUAGAAACGUUAAAAUGUUUAAAAACAUGUCCUCUUUUAUCACACACUAAUGACAUGCAGCAGUUUAUUCUCUCCAAUCUAGAUGAAGUAUGGACCAUAGUAUUGAAAAGUUCCCUCUGCUGUUGGAUAUGUACAUUUUAAGUAGGAAUGAGGAUUUUAUAGAAUCCAGCAUCAGAAAUGUAUAUCAGUCAAGGAUAAAAAAAUUGUCCUCUCUUACAA